Rattus norvegicus (Norway rat) is the source of this 626-nucleotide messenger RNA. The record is from RefSeq and is a predicted model, not a curated record. Lineage: Eukaryota; Metazoa; Chordata; Mammalia; Rodentia; Muridae.
AACAGGGGCAUGAAAUGAUUGGUCACAAUGAACAAUGGGUACGCCAUUAUGAAGCGGAGAGCUGAAGGCUGGUUGGUGAUUAGCCUGCUCUCUUCCCUUGAUCUCCAGUCCAGUGUGCCCUGUCCUCGGAGUUCCGGCUCAAGUUUCUGCCUACCACUCGAAGCCAGUUACUAAUAACAGCCCAGUGAGCUUUGCAUGCACGGAGAGCAGAUGGUGUUUUUGAAAGGAAGAGUGACCAUUCCUGUGACUUUGGACUUGGCUCCGUCGAACCCCUGAACGGAACCCAGGUUGCUAGGAGAGCAUCUGUGCCCCCAGCACUUUGGUCCAGCUAGAGCAGGAGAGGGGAGCUGGAGACUGGGAAAGCUGUGUUAGCUGCCACCUCCUGAGGCUCUCAGGGAGCAGGAAUAUCUGACCAUGAGCGGCAGAAACUGGAUAUUAAUUUCUACUUCCUCACCCCAGAGCCUGGAAGAUGAGAUUCUGGGACGGCUUCUGAAAAUCCUCUUUGUUUUGUUCGUUGACUUAAUGUCCAUUAUGUACGUUGUCAUAACGUCGUAAAGACCAGACUUCCUUUGCUCCGUGUGUGAAUCUCAAGCUGAAUUUCCAGUGAAUAAAGGUCUACAUUUUAA